UCCUCAUUGGCCUCCACGCAGCCAGACUCCACAGGAGGAGCAACGGUCCUCCGAGGCCCCCGACCUGACCCUGGGCUGUUCACCAGGGCCAUGGGAUUCCACAAGGUCCAGCUCCAACUGGUGCUGCUGUGGGCACUGGUGUGGGCACAGGUGGCAGGGUCUGCGUGUCCGUCCUGUGGGGGCCCCACACUGGCACCCCAAGCAGAGCGAGCUCUGGUCCUCAAGCUGGCCAAGCAGCAAAUCCUCGAGGGACUACAGCUGACCAGUCGUCCCCGGAUGACUCAUCCUCCACCCCUGGCUGUGCUCACCAGAGCCCUCCGAAGACUGCAGCGGGAAAGAGUGGCUCCAGCGAAUGGGGAGCAGGUCAUCAGCUUUGCAGUCCUCACAGACUCCUCCACCGCCACCUGCAGCUCCACGCUCACCUUCCACCUGUCCACUCCUCGGUCCCAUCACCUGUAUCAUGCUCGCCUCUGGCUGCACGUGCUCCCCACCCUUCCCGGCCCUCUUUCCUUGAGGAUUUUCCGAUGGGGGGGCAGGAGGAGAGGCCGAGGGUCCCGCGUCUUUCUGGCUGAGCACCAGUUGACAACCCCGGGCUGGCACGCCCUGACUCUGCCCUCUAGCGGCUUGAAGCGUGAGGAGUCUGGUGUCUUGAAACUCAGACUGGACUGCUGUUCCCUAGAAGGCAACCGCACUGUCGCCCCACAGCUCCUGGACUCAGCGGGAGAGCAGCGGCCCUUCCUGGAACUUAAGACUCGGCCCAAAUGGCCUGGAGCAGCCCGGGCCAGGAGGAGGACCCCCAGCUGUGAGCCGGCGACCCCCUUAUGCUGUCGGCGAGACCAUUAUGUAGACUUCCAGGAGCUGGGAUGGCGGGAUUGGAUCCUGCAACCCGAGGGGUACCGGCUGAAUUUCUGCAGUGGCCAGUGUCCCCCCCACCUGGCUGGCAGCCCCGGCAUCGCUGCCUCCUUCCAUUCCGCUGUCUUCAGCCUCCUCAAGGCCAACAACCCUUGGCCCUUGGGUACUUCCUGCUGUGUCCCUACUGCCCGAAGGCCUCUCUCUCUCCUCUACCUUGACCGUGAUGGCAACGUGGUCAAGACAGAUGUGCCGGAUAUGGUGGUAGAGGCCUGUGGCUGCAGCUAG
This is a messenger RNA of Budorcas taxicolor (takin), 1137 nucleotides long. It is a transcript of the gene INHBE, whose product is annotated as inhibin subunit beta E. Gene Ontology annotation, cellular component: extracellular region. The coding region runs from base 91 to 1137 and encodes 348 amino acids. Gene Ontology annotation, biological process: BMP signaling pathway; SMAD protein signal transduction. Gene Ontology annotation, molecular function: growth factor activity; hormone activity; cytokine activity. NCBI's taxonomy places the organism in Eukaryota, Metazoa, Chordata, Mammalia, Artiodactyla, Bovidae. The record is from RefSeq and is a predicted model, not a curated record. The transcript has 2 exons.